This is a messenger RNA of Chironomus riparius, 5139 nucleotides long. Lineage: Eukaryota; Metazoa; Arthropoda; Insecta; Diptera; Chironomidae. The record is from the annotation of a GenBank genome assembly.
CGACCAUAAAAAAUUUGAAAGCAAGAAUAAGCUGCUUCAAAAAUUUAUAACCAAGUGUUAUUUAAUUACAUUAAAAGUUCUUUGAAUAUCGAAAUUGUGUUCACAAAGUUUAAAUCGUGAUAAACGUGAAUCGAUAUAGGAAUCGUGAGAAAUUGUCUGUUAAAGAAAGAUAAAGUUAAAUGAAAAAAAUCCUCGUGAAAAAAACGAGAGAGUGAGAAAGAACGAAAAGAAAAAAAAGUUAAAAUUGAAAAAUUAUUAAGAAAUUGAUUAAGUUGAGAGUGGAAAAUAGUUAAAAGAUUGUCAAAAUUCCGGUCCUAAAUCGAAAUAACAGUACUAGAAGAGAAGAUAUAUCUUCUGAGAAUAUGAUGAAUAAAAGAAAAAAUUCAAGCAGAUCUGCUGGAUCAGGCAAUAAUACUACGAAUCGUUCUUCACCAAGAUCGAGAGGACCAAUAGCUGAGGGUGUUUAUAAUAAUUCACAUUUUCUACAUGCAGCAGCAUCUCAAGUAGGAAAUAAUGUUCGAGUUAAGACAAAAGGUGGUGUAGUUGUUGAAGGAAUUUUUAGGACAUUUUCGGAAAAUUUUCAUAUUGCUCUUGAGGUACCACAUCGCUAUCAGAACGGUGGAGAUGAUAAAAAAAUAAAUGUUGAUACAGUACAGGAUAAUUUGAUUAUCAAAUUGUGUGACAUUGUAACAAUUGAAGCCAAAGAUGUUGAUUUAGAAUAUGCAACGCGCGACACAUUUCAAACUGAUACAGCAAUUGCAUCGCGAUUAAAUGGUCCAUUUCGACACGGCGAAAAAGAACUCGAGCCUUGGAUGGAUGGGCCAGAGACUGCAAUAAAUGGCGAAAUGAAUUCAGGCUUAGAAUUGGAUACGAAAGUAAAUGGAUGGGAUGCAAAUGAAAUGUUUUCAUUGAACGAAAAAGAGCACGGAAUCAAGACUACAUUUAAAGAUAAUUUGGAAAGUUAUACAGUACAAAUCGAAAAGAAGGAUACAAUGGAUUUCCGAAAGCAAGAAUUGGAAGCAGAGCGUAUCGCAAAUGAAAUUGAGAACAAUCCAACAACAAAGGAGCGUUUAGAUUUAGAAAAUGGCGAUGAGGAGACUGUAUUUGCAGCCGUUGCACGUCCUGAGGAUCAAAAUAGCAAUAUCAUUAGUAAUAGUACUAAUAAUAAUAGUGAAAAGUUGACACCACCUCCCUCUUCACAAAACAAAUAUAUACCGAAGCAGCAGCGCACUCAAACAAAAAUGAUGCCAGGCAGCAAGAUGUAUUCAAAGCCAAUACAGUCUGUACAGACUGUUCCGCAACAACAACAGCAGCAGCAGCCUGUGCAACAAACUGUAAUUAAUGGUGGUGCUGGAUUUAAAACAAUUACAAUUAAUCCUCCACAUCAAUUCAAUCAGCCACCCCCUUCACAUUAUGUUACACAACAACAACAAAAUCAACAGUCACAGCAAAUUCAACAUAACCAGCAAGUUUUGAAUAACCCAGAAGUUAAUAAAAUGAAUAAUGAUGGACGUGAAAUGGGUCGAGAAAAUAGCAAUAAUAAUAAUAAUAAUAAUAGUAAUAAGUCAAUGCCACCUCCUCGUAAUAUGAGAAUUAUGAAUCCACCACCACAGAUUCCUACUUCUUUCUCUGAACCGCCACCACAAUUAAAUCAAGUUCAGCAGCAACAAGUCUCAAAUCAACAUAUGGGGAAACCAAUUAAUAUGCACAUCCCGCCACCUCAUCUACAAGCUGUACAGACAGUUUCACAAGAUGGUCCACAACCAACGACUGUUCAUGUCCUUCCUCAACCGGUUGUUGUUGUUGCUCAUCCAUCACAAAUUACUAUUCAUCCUGGUCAACAACAGCGUCCUCAAAGAGACCCAAUAAUGCGCUCGAGAAAUGAUGAUAUUCGUUCAUUAAGGCAAUUCCAUAAUGACUUUCAAAUGGCUCCUCCUUCAGCGCCACAACAAUCGUCACAAGCUAUUCAAACUAUGCCUCCACAACAACGACCCGAAAUGCAAGACAAUGGACAAAUGGUUCACAUCCCACAACAAUCACAACAAAAUUCUUCGGGUCCAACAAGUGUUGAUAAUUCUCAACAACCGCCUCCACACAUGAAAUCACAUGUAAAUAAUAACAACAAUAACAACAAUAAUAAUAAUAAUGCAAAUAUAAAUCAUCAUAUAACUCAUCAUCCAACCCCAUCAUCGACUCCUCAUCAAGAAAAAUCACAUGGACCGAGUACACCACCGCAAGCUAUUACGCCACAGCAGCAAAAUGUAAAUAGUGUAAUAAGUAAUAACACUUCAUCAAGUUCUGGAAUAAAUUCAACGUUGAGCGACGUGUCAAGUGGAAACGAUAAGGCAACUUUAGGCACAAAGAAAUUCACAUUGAAUCCACAAGCAAAACCAUUCACGCCGAGAAACCCAAGCACCCCAAACCAAUCGAGUCGACCACACACUCCACAAACUCCUGGACCAAUGGCACAAGCUCCUCAGCAGCAGCAGCAACAGCCGAUUCCACCACCCCAGCAGCAAGUUGUUUAUGCACCAAGCGGACCUUUACUUUAUAUUGUACCAUCUCAACAAAGGCCAACCGCACAAGCAACAUUAACCAGAAAAACGCAAUUUCACCAAUUCCAAGUUACACAAGCAACAGGACAGCCAAUUUUCAAUCCACCCGCUCCACCACAGGCUGUUAUGCCUUAUCAUCAAAUGCAGACUGUUCAGUCGCAGACAUAUCCGCAAGCGAUCAGAAUGUAUCCACACGAAAUAUCUGCCCAACAGCAGCCACAUUUAACAUCAUAUUUGGUUCCUACACCGCCAUCUACAACUCCUUCGCCAGGACAGCCUCAUCAACAAACUUUCCAUCCAGGACCUCAACAAUCUGCAGGACCUCCCACACAAACUUUUCAACCACCAGGAUCAUAUGUUAUGUUAAUGCCCAGUAAUGCACCACCAUUUGUCUAUAAUCAACAUAACCCACAAUCAUUUCAAAUUGUCUCAAGCGCAAUGCCACAACAACAACAUCCGGCCCAGUAGCACUCAGAUUCAAGUGAUGUUGCAAAAUUGAUGACGACGACAAAUAAAAAGUUUAAACAAAUGAAAAUUGAAUCAUCAACAUCAUCAUCACAAUCAUCAAUUUUAACAGCAGCAACACCACAAUCUAAUAUUAUGACACAACAAAAUCAACAGCCACAACAUAUUCAUCAUCAGCAUCUACAUUCGCAUAGUAAUAAUAAUAAUCAUUAUCAGCAAGCACUUCCUCAACCGCCACAAAUUCAUCGUAAAACGUCAUCAUAUUACAAUGGAAUGGUACAUAAUUAGAUAAGUGAUAAAACUUUUACUUCCUUCCCUUUGAUUUUUCCCAUUCGACUCAAUCUAAAAGGAAUAAGAAAAAAAAACAUUAAUGAAUAGUCAUAGAUUGAUUCUCAUUAAUCAUGUUGAACAUAAUUAAAGGAUAUUGGCACAUUUUAAUGCAAAAUGCCAUCAAAAUAUUCAAUGCUUAUACAUUUUUGCAUGCGACUAAUAUAUAGUUCUAAACAUUGACGAAAUAUUGAUGACAAAUUUUGUGUCACACUGUUGAAGCCAGUUUUCGAGGAUUAAAAGAUUUUUUAAUUGUGUUUUUACUUUAUCCUCUAUCCUGUAAUUAAUAAUAAUCCAUGAGAUUGAUUGAUUGAGAUAGCUAGACAAGUGAAUUCGAUAAUUGCGCUGUAUAAAGUUAUUGCUAUGAGAAGGUGCUGGAAGUAUAUGUUCAUCUAUUCAUAUCGAAGGAUAUCCAACAAUAAAAAUAGGGAAUGAAUGAAUAAGUGAAUGUUUGUUGAAACAAAAAAAUAAUAAUAAUAAUAGAUGAUGACGAUAAUAUGUUGGUGAUGAUAGUAGUAUGAAAUUUAUAAUUUCAUGAUAUAGACGACAGUGGGAAAAGUAAAAAAGUUAAAAUGCUGUCUUAAAACAAGCGAAGAUGAAGAAGAAGAAGAAGAAAAAAAAAAUUAUGAAAAUCAAACUACAAUUCCUAGGUUUUGCUCUACAAAAGAUUCUUUUUGUAAAAAAAUGUUGUAUCCAUUCACUGUAACUGUUUUCUUUGUUUUAAUAUACCUCAUUUUAUUAUCCAAUUUUUUCGUACAUGUAUACAAAAUAUUAAUGUAUAAUUUAAAUUUUGUCACAAUAAUUCUUAAAAAGCUUUCUCAUUUUUAAAUGUAUCUCUUUACUCUUCCGAUUUUCCCAUAAUUUAAUUAUCAAAAAAAAUUUCAGUUUUUUUUCCUUUAACUUUAUUAUUUUUAUUGAUUAAUUAAUAUUAUUAUUAUUUGUCAUUUUUUUUUUCAUUCAAAUAAAUCUUUACACGUGCAUUUUCCUUAAAACACAUACACUACGACACAUACAGACACUUUUACACACACAAAAAAAAAUCUUAAAAUUAUUAAAGAUAAGAAGAAAAUUUUAAUUGAGAUUUCUGAAUUCGAUAUAGCAUGGCAUAAGGAAUUUGGCAUGUCGCAUCGUGUUCAAAAAUUAGUUAAAUUCAAGUUUUAGUCAAAUCACUGAUUGACUCUGACCGAAUGAAUGAAUGAGUUCCUUCAAAAUAAAAGUGUUGAAGGAGAAGCAAAAAAAUAAAAAUAGUAAAAAAAAACUAAUUUAAAUUUCAUUUUCGCUUUUGGCGAGCAUUUCAAAUUUAAGCGAAUUUUGUUUUUUCGGACUAGAAUUGGAAAUUGAAGGAAAUGCUCACUUCAAGACAAAAAAAAAGAUCGUUUUUUGAAUCUAAUUUUUUUUAUUUAAGUUAUUUCAAACAAAAUGAAAACUGAAAGCGAAAAGAAAAAUCUUUUAUUUUUCAUUACGCAUAAAAGUCUACAAAUGAAAAGCUUCAAGCAAUUUUGCAAAAUAUUUUUGGCGCAAGAGUUUUUGCUAGUUACACAAGAGUGAUACGCUAUAAAGAAAGAAUAAAAUAAAAUGACGAGAAAAAUUCUAAUGUUCAUGAAAUAAAAAGGAUGGAAGUGUUAACAGAAAAAAAGUGAGAAUCACUCUCUCAAAAAGAUAUGUUGUUGAAAUAAAUAAAAAAAAGACUUGAAAGUGUGGAGACUUAAAAAAGAAGAAAAAAAGAAAUUUGAACAGAAUAAUAAAAAAAAAUUGAAAUAAAAAAAUAGUGCAGAAAAACGUGAAACGCCAA